Molecule: messenger RNA, 2158 nt
Organism: Copidosoma floridanum
Lineage: Eukaryota; Metazoa; Arthropoda; Insecta; Hymenoptera; Encyrtidae
Gene: Adss
Product: adenylosuccinate synthetase
Biological process (GO): 'de novo' AMP biosynthetic process; IMP metabolic process
Cellular component (GO): cytoplasm
Molecular function (GO): GTP binding; adenylosuccinate synthase activity
Source: RefSeq, a predicted model, not a curated record
UCUUGCGGUUGUCGUCAGUCAGAGCUCGAGCCCCGGUCGCUCUGCGUCGUGUGCGUAUAUCAGCACUCAUCAUAAAUAAAUAGCGUCCGAGCCAUCGGGAGCAGACCGAGAAGUAGACUACUCCAUUUCUUAUCCAGUUGAGCACUAGCUCGCACGUAGAACCAUGUCGGCGACGGUACAAACAAACGGCGAGGCAGGUGGAGGAGGUAGCGCCGACUUGCUCCGAAAAAAGCCCCGGGUCUCCGGAGCUGGUUUGCCUGGCCAACAGGCCAAGGUUACGGUCGUUCUGGGUGCCCAGUGGGGCGACGAGGGCAAGGGCAAGGUUGUCGACAUGCUCGCCACCGAGGCCGACCUCGUCUGCAGGUGUCAGGGAGGAAGUAAUGCAGGUCAUACUGUAGUUGUAGAAGGUGCGGAAUACCACUUUCACCUUCUACCUAGUGGAAUAAUCAAUCCCAGAUGUAAAUCAAUUAUAGGAAAUGGAGUCGUCAUUCAUUUGCCAGGCCUAUUUGACGAGCUGGAAGAAAAUGAGGCUCAAGGCCUUAGGGAAUGGAAGGACAGACUCAUCAUAUCGGACAGAGCCCACAUUGUUUUUGACUUUCACCAACAGGUCGAUCAGCUGCAGGAGAUUGAAAAGGGCAAAGGCUCUCUGGGCACGACUAAGAAGGGCAUUGGUCCGGCAUACGCCAGCAAGGCUGCAAGGACUGGCAUUAGAAUAGGAGAUCUUGUCGGAGACUUUGACAAGUUCUCCGAGAAAUUUGUAACUCUGGUUGCAUCCCAUCAAAAAAUUUUCCCCUCUUUGAAAGUUGAUGUCGAAAAUGAAUUGAAGCGUUACAAAGGGUACGCAGAGCGUAUCAGGCCGCUCGUCAAGGAAACAGUUCAUUAUUUGCACAACGCGGUAAAGAAGGGCAAGAAGAUAUUGGUGGAAGGUGCUAAUGCAGCAUUAUUAGACAUAGACUUUGGAACGUAUCCGUACGUUACGAGCUCGAAUUGCAGUAUUGGUGGCGUGUGUACUGGUCUUGGAAUACCACCAACUGUCAUUGGCGACAUCGUGGCUGUUGUAAAAGCCUACACCACGCGAGUCGGUGAUGGACCAUUUCCUACUGAAUUGUUGGACGCUACGGGUGAUAUAUUGCAGAAAAGAGGGGCUGAAUUCGGAGUCACAACCAAAAGAAAAAGGCGCUGUGGAUGGCUUGAUGUGGCAUUGCUUAAGUUCACAGCAAUCGUUAAUGGUUAUACGGCUAUAUGCCUGACCAAGCUCGACAUCUUAGAUACAUUGCCAACAAUAAAAGUCUGCAUCGGAUACCGUCUGAACGGUAAAGUGAUUGAUUAUUUCCCCAGCAGUGUAACCGACUUGGCGAAAGUCGAGCCGAUUUACGAGGAGUUUGAGGGAUGGAAGACAAGCACGGAAGGAGUCCGUUCUUUUGAUAAUUUACCAUUGAGUGCUCAAAAAUACGUACAAAUCCUAGAGGAUUGCUUGGAAAUUCCGGUUAAAUGGAUUGGUGUGGGUGCUGGCCGAGAAAGUAUAAUUGCCAUUUGACACUCGAGUGAGGAGUGACGGCAUUGCGCCAGUUCUAAUGUAUUAUUAAGGUUAAUUGUUACUGUAUUGUUUACAAUAUGGAGCUGAUGCGCACACAUAACGUAAAGGAAUUUGAAACAAGGUUACUUAAAGUGUGUAAGGCAAAAACGAGCCUUGCAUUGAAGAAAAAGUCUGGUACGUUCUUAAAAAAUAUAUAUAGAAUGAUAAUAAUAAUAAUGAUAAUAACAGAUGACUUGCUAAGAUUCAUCUAGAUGAACUCUAAUCCGAGUCGUGUGGAACGGGGAUUUUGUUAUUCCCGAGUAUUUUUCUCCGUUGUACUGUAAUGAAUUAAAAAAUGUACAAAUAUUUAUAAACCCUCUUCGGUUAUCACUUAAUUAAUUUCAUAGUGUGCUUAUGUAUAUUACGGUCAUUCAAGUCGAUUACUACUUAUAUAUACAUACACUUCUCAAUGCCGAAUCGAGUUGUGAAAAUCCGUGAUUAUAAUUUGAUUGCAUGUGUCUGAUCACUUGAUUGAGAUUCUCGUCUCGCUCUUGCGCGCCGAUUUUGAAACCAAAUUUUUAUCUGAAACAUAACGAUUAUUUGUUUCUGAAUAUAUAGCAAGUAUUUUUGAAAACAGUAAAA